AUGGGUGAUCCAUUUGCUACCUUAUUAUCUAAUUUUAAAGGAGAAAAGAAAGAAUUGGUUCAAAGCUCUCCCCGUAAUGCUUCUUUGAAUGCUAUUUUAUGCGAAUCCUCUUCGAAGUCUUUUGAAUCUUCCUCCGCCUUGGACAAGUUACAAGUGCAGGAUACAUCUAAGAAUGCCAAAACUGUGCAAUAUGACCCAGAAAAUGCUUUUAGUGAACGAAAUUCGGCAGAUGAUAGUUUAAAUGAGCUCUUUUGCUUGCGUGAUUCUGCUUCACCGUUGCCACCUCCUGAAAAGGAAUCUAUUGCCUUUGAUUUUGAUACUACGGUACGUGAUUUAAACCCAGCUAAUUUGAAUGAAGCUAUGUGGGGCCUAGAAGGUCCUUUAUUGGAAGGUGUGCAUGGGAUGGAGUCUGAGCCAAUAAAUGCCCGUGGAAUAUCCACCGAAGAUGCUAACUCAUGUUAUGAUCAAGGACUUUUUUACAUUGAUGCCCAAGAAGUUCUUCAGAAUGGUAAGAAAUUUCAACAGAGAAAUGGCUUUACUGCAGGCCAGAGAUCAGAUUCUGAUAACGAUAGAGUAUUUACUUUCAGAAAGGAUAAUGAAGAAGAGAAUUUGAUAUCAUUUGCUUCAAACUUGUUUACAAAGGGCCGGGACUUGGUAGAGAAUAAGAUCAAUAAAACCUUCGAAAAUAUAGGGAACAGAAGGUCUACGCCCUUCGAAUUCAAACUGUUUUCCUCAGAGAACACAAACUCAAGAAGCCAUACUAAUAAAUAUGAACCAGAACUAAGCCGUGAUUCCUCUAAUUCAGAUUAUAUUUCCAAGAAAUUCGACGGUCUCAGUGUAGAUGAAGAUAAAGGUAACCCUUGUUUGAACAAAGAAGAAAAUUAUGCAGAUCUUCUAAGCCAUGCUUUUCUUGAUACAGGAGAUACAGAAGCCAAAGAUAGAAUAUGGGGGCAAAGUCAGAACGUUCACUCACAGGAAUCGCUAUAUUCAGCAGAAGAUGGGAAAUUGAUCGAUUUUGAUACGGAAGAGGCGCCACCACCAGCUUCAAAGGUAAGUAGUCAUUAUGUACCCAUUUCUCAAAUUGAAAUGUCUGGAUAUCAGGAAUUUAACAUCAAUGGUAAGCAAUAUUUCAGAAACGGAGAUUACCAUAAUGCUCAUCAACAGUAUAUCAAGUCACUAAACACUUUACCCGUUGGCCACCCCUUACGCAUCGUUGCUUAUUCUAACAUUAUUACAACACAAUUAAAGAUUGGUGAACACACUGAAUCGUUAAAAAAUAUAGAAAAGGCAUGUGACUUAUUGGAUGGAAGCUCGUUAGAUGGAAUAAUUCAGGGAACAAAUCCUCCAAAGACUUAUAAAGAAUUUUGGAAUAAAAUUAUUUCAAAAAAAGCAGAGGUUUUGGAAUACUUAGAGCACUAUGAUGAGGCAUUAGCUGUUUACCGCUGUUUAAUAUCAAAAGGCGUAUUUGAUAAGAAGAUCAUCGAGGGUAAAACUCGGUGCCAAAAGCAUUCUAAAAUCACAAGCGAGCCAGCUACUGAAGAUUCCGCUCUUGCUCCGGUACAAAAGGAUAAGGUACCCAAAUCCAAUAAUUCGUCCAUACCUGAACGAAGAAUUCGAUCCCAAAAGGCUGAGGAACUUAUAAAAAAACGCCAAGAGAUGAAGGAAUUGGAAAAACAAAAAUUUCGAUUACAUGACAAAGUCCACUCCAAAAUCCAGUCUUGGAUUGAUGGUAAGGAGACUGAUUUACGUCACUUGCUGAGCAGAUUAUCCUUAGUGCUGACAUGGACUAAUUGGAACCAUAUAGGUGCGAAUGAUCUAGUUAUUCCUAAGAAAGUGAAGAUCAUUUAUAUGAAAGCGAUCAGUAAGGUGCAUCCCGAUAAGGUUCCUUCCACAUUGGACUUAGAAAGCAAAAUGCUUGCGGAAGAUAUAUUUAGCGUUUUGGGUAAUGCAUGGAAUGUAUUCAAGUUAAAUAAUGAUAUUAACUAG
Molecule: messenger RNA, 1986 nt
Organism: Eremothecium cymbalariae DBVPG#7215
Lineage: Eukaryota; Fungi; Ascomycota; Saccharomycetes; Saccharomycetales; Saccharomycetaceae
Gene: SWA2
Product: auxilin-like protein SWA2
Exons: 1
Coding region: 1-1986 (661 amino acids)
Biological process (GO): clathrin coat disassembly; clathrin-dependent endocytosis
Cellular component (GO): cytoplasm; vesicle; intracellular membrane-bounded organelle
Molecular function (GO): clathrin binding
Source: RefSeq, a predicted model, not a curated record